Messenger RNA from Mollisia scopiformis, 636 nucleotides. RefSeq lists its product as uncharacterized. The transcript is spliced from 3 exons. The record is from RefSeq and is a predicted model, not a curated record. NCBI's taxonomy places the organism in Eukaryota, Fungi, Ascomycota, Leotiomycetes, Helotiales, Mollisiaceae. The coding region runs from base 1 to 636 and encodes 211 amino acids.
AUGCAAUUCUCAAGUCUUUUCGUCGCUGCUGCGGCUCUCGCUGUUGCCAAUGCAGCUCAAUUCACAAUGACUGCUUCGCAAUUCGUCAGCGUCAAGACUGGUACUCCAUUCGAUCUGACCUGGUCAAAUGCCACUGGCGCAGUCACUCUUCUGUUGAAGAACGGUGCUGCCAACAACCUCCAGACUGUUGAGACCAUUGCCAGCGGUUUGACCGGAACAUCCUACAGCUGGACUCCAGAGGCCACUCUCCCAAGUGGAUCCUAUGCCUUCGAGAUCGAUGACAGCACCGGUCCCAACUACAGCAUCCAAUUCACCUUGGCUGGAGCCGCUUCCUCGUCAUCUUCCGCAUCAUCUACUUCCUCUGGAUCAAGCACUUCUAGCUCUACUGGAUCUAGCAGCACGGGUAGCACCACCACAACCUCGUCCAGCUCUUCUGCUACAGCUAAAUCGAACUCUACCUCUUCCACUACAUCUGGCAGCAGCACCAAGACAACAUCUGGAAGCAAGACAGCUACCACCACUGGAAGCAGCACCUCCUCCACAUCCUCUCCAUCAAGCGUCUCCUCCGCCUCCGGCUUCGCUUCUCCUCUCGCUUUUGUUCUUUUGGCCGUCGCAGCCAUCAUGACUCUCAACUAA